Messenger RNA from Solanum pennellii, 1006 nucleotides. Its product is annotated as TRAF-type zinc finger domain-containing protein 1-like. The coding region runs from base 10 to 537 and encodes 175 amino acids. The record is from RefSeq and is a predicted model, not a curated record. The transcript is spliced from 6 exons. NCBI's taxonomy places the organism in Eukaryota, Viridiplantae, Streptophyta, Magnoliopsida, Solanales, Solanaceae.
CAUUCUUUGAUGCAAAUGAUCCAACUUUCAGGCCCAAGAAGCCCAUACCCAGUUUCAUUUUGCAGGAGAAUAAUGUCGGUAGCUUCUGAUCAAGCCACAAGUAUCUGCAGUUACUGUGACAGAGUAAUUCCUUGUUCCAAUCUCGAUUUGCAUGUUGCUCACUGCUCCAGGAAGCUUGAAAAAUGUAAAAUUUGCGGGGAUGUGGUUCCAAAAAAACAUGCAGAAGAACAUUUCUUGAGCACUCAUGCUCCGGUAGCCUGUUCUUUGUGUAGUGAGACAAUGGAGCGUGAGGUAUUAGGUGUUCACAAAGGUGAAAAUUGUCCACAAAGAAUUGUAACAUGCGAGUAUUGCGAGUUUCCUUUGCCUGCAAUUGAUUUAUUUAAGCAUCAGGAAGUAUGUGGGAAUAGAACAGAACUCUGUCAUAUGUGUAGCAGAUAUAUUAGGCUCCAUGAAAGAGAUGUCCAUGAGAGUAGAUGCAAUGGAGGCACAAAUGUCAUUGCAGAAUCUUCCAGUGGUCUAUGGAUUUUGUCACAAUGAUAAGUGAGCACUGACUUACAAGACUUGGAACCCCUUCGUUAACCACACACCCCUCCAAUUUGAAGACAAAAAGAAAACAUAAAUGUGGAAACAUUCUGUAUAGAUGCACUGUGGUGUGUGGCCAUGAUAUAGUGAGCCUAACCUCAUCAUGGCUAGAUAUGAAGGGUCCUUGGUUAGUGAUCAUGACUAAUAAACCUGACAUCAUAUAAGGUAUUUGGUUCCAGCUUGUAAUCUUUUCUUGAUAUGGUUUUGAGUCAACAACUGUUGCUCGCAACAUGUCAUGUUUGCUGAUUAGCAACUGUGACAAGGCAUGCUACCAUGUAAUACUUUUCUGCUCUUCGAAUCAAUCCAACUUGACAGAAGCUCGUCUUGAUGUGAAAAUCAGUAUUCUUUUUAUACAUAGCAACUAAAACACUACAUGGUGUACUAGUUACGUUGGUUUUAACACAUGAAUAAUUCACUUAACCAA